Parathielavia appendiculata is the source of this 3335-nucleotide messenger RNA. RefSeq lists its product as uncharacterized. The record is from RefSeq and is a predicted model, not a curated record. The transcript is spliced from 4 exons. NCBI's taxonomy places the organism in Eukaryota, Fungi, Ascomycota, Sordariomycetes, Sordariales, Chaetomiaceae. Bases 42 to 2978 code for a protein of 978 amino acids.
CGGGUCAGGAUGUAGCGGCCGUUCAGCCACUUGGGGACCCCAUGGAUCUCGACUUCGAUUUCGACGCCGCUUUAUGGGCAGGGGCCCUGGAAUCUUCAGUCAACCACCAAAGACCAGACAUGAACCUCGACUAUCGUGCCCCAAUGACCACUAUGCCCUCCGAUUUCCUGUUCACCGAGGACGAAGGGCCUUUGCCAGCGGCGCCUUCUUACUACGUCCAGCCAUGUCAUGCCGGCAACAUCGUCAGCGUGCCACAACCCCAACCAGCUGAACCGUCCCCUACACGAACUGUCUUCCCCGCACCGCGUUCUGACGUGGGAUCCGACGACGCGAAGUCGCUGGAGGAGGGCACUCAGAGUGACGUGGCACAUCAGCGGUUGCGCAGGCAGCUGUCGCUUUUAUCCAAGGGCUGGGCUGGAGAUGAGAUCCGGUUCAAGAAGUGCGACCCAUCAAAGGCCCUUGUGCUGCAUAACCUCGCCAUGGAACUGGGCCUGGGCUACAGUCACGAUGUCAGGAGCCGCGAGGUCUUCAUGUCCCGCCUCGGCCCACCGGAGGACGCCCCAAACCCGCAGAUCUCCUCAUUGCUCCAACGCUCUUCGACCGAACUCGAUUCGACACUUUGCCUUCCAAGCCUGCCGGCGGUUUCAGAGAUCCACUCGUUUAAGAUUCCUACCCGCUCUGCGCGUGAGUCCGGCCAGCCAGAUGUAGCCGCAAAGGACCAGCCGCUCGUUCGUCGCCCAAGCCGCAGUGAACGCAUCAGCGACUCGAUCAGCAAACUUAGGACGUCCAUCGCCAAGGGUGGUCGGCGAGGCCCCCUCUCCGAGAAUGGGCGGCGGGAUAUGAGGGCGCUAGAGGCAGCGGGCGGCGCUUGCUGGAGAUGCAAGGUCCUUCGUCGGAAAUGCGACCCCGGCAGCCCGUGUCGCUGCUGUCUGCAGACUGUCCCCAUGCCCCAAUUCAGCGAAGAUGCGCCCCUGUGGCCCCUAAUCGGGUGCAGACGUGGACCCCUUCGUGAUGCAAUCCCGCCACAGCUGCUCUGCCCGGAUCCAAAGCCGUCACGCCACGGCGCGUUCGAAUCAACAUUGGCGCUGGCGCGGCGGUGCCGCUCCGCCGAUGUCGCCGAACGCUGCCUCUUGUUGGCCGAGAGCCAACGGAUCGCCGACAUGAAGGCCCUGCUCGAAGGCGCCUCGUACAAACCAUCCAUCUCCGAUCCGGCUCUCAACGCUUGCUUCUGCUCGUUUGUCGAAGCCGGCCGGUAUCGUGAUCGUGUAUCGUUGCAGAGAAGCUAUUCCUACGGGCUAACGACGGUAACAUACACCGAGCUUAUUGCUGUGAUCGCCUGGGAGCUCGCCGAGAACCAAGCUGUGAUGCCGUCGCUUGAGGUCAAAUCCUGGGAUAGCUUCAUGCGCAUGCUCGAGACAGCCGCCAUCUAUGAGUCCGAGGUUGGCCAGACGUCACUUGUGAUUCUUUCCAUGAUCUGUCUCAGACACUGUCUCGAGGCAUUGCGGCUCCACUCAGCAAACCUCCUUUCAGGGGGCCACGAAGAGUGCGGCGGCGGCCAAUGUCAGGUGGAAUGCAUUCGAAAACUCAGGUCCCAAGUCGCAGCUUACGUCGAUGAGCUGUCCUCGGUCAUCUUCAACAAAGAGAACAUGCGAGAUCGGAGAUGGUGGUUGUCGACCUUCUACAGCCUCUACAUCCAGAGCUAUGUCCGGCACGCCUUGAUCAUCAUCGAGAAGCAGCUGCGGUUCCUGUCUGCUGAAGAUGUUCCUGCCGAGGACCUUACCGCUACACAAUACAUGCACCUCCCCGCAGUAUUAUUCACUGCCGCAUCGGCCAAAUACGACCCGUUGCUCGACGGGAGGCUUCAGUAUGCGUUAACGGACAAUUCUGUCAUCCCAGAGACUUCGGUUCCCGAGCUUCACCAUUCAGCUGCGCGCGAGGCAUGUGAGGUCGUUAAAUGGCCCGAGGCGGGUAUAAGAACGCCGUAUCAGUUCCUCCGUCGGCUGCUCCAGAUCGGCUCCCUCGAUUUCUUUGACUCCGGGUUGGAUGCCUCAGUGACAGGCUCAAAGUCUCCCUCUACGUCCCUUUCCUCUCCAUCUUCGGCUCGUGGCAAGAUCGGGUCGCCGAUUGCUCUGAGCCCCCGCGCAUUUGACGAAACCGUGCCCUUCCCAAAGCCCCCUUACGCCGAGAGCAAGCGAAACUCGUGGAACAGCCGCUAUUCGGGGCAACCGUCGACCAAGUUCUCAAACAUGAGCUCCGACAGCUUAGCCCGCACCGUCUCAACCGAGAUGACUAGCUUGUACGAGUCAUCCAUCAUGGCCGGCGUGUCCUUCUCGGGCCCGGGUAGCUUGACAGACCUGAACAACGAGGCGUGCCUGGACGACGGGACCAUCAACCCGGCGUUAUUUUCUGUCCACCACAACGGUUCGUCGCAGUCGCUCGACCAGGUCGCUGCGAGAAGCUUUGUCAGGACCGAAGUGCCGGAACCGGGCUCUGAGCCCACAUUUGUGUGCAACUGCUGCCCCCGAACACCGCGGCACUUUUACACAACUGAAGAAUUAGUACAACACGAAGCCGAAAAGCCUCACCCUUGCAGCCAGUGCAAAAAGCGCUUCAAGAGCCCCACCGAGUGCGAGCGGCAUGUCAACGCGAUCCACCUCAAGUCCGACUUCUGGUCCUGCAAGGCCCUCGAGGACCCACUGCUCGCCUACCACGCGCAGACGUACCGAGGCGUGGUGUUUGACGUGUGCGGCUUCUGCGGCGGCGAGUUUGCGCGGCGCGAGGAUGGCGUCAUCGCGGACCGCGAGGCGUUGGUCGCGCACGUGCAGUCGGUGCACAGGGUCGCUGACUGCGAUCGAAACAAGAAGUUUUACAGGGCGGAUAACUUCCGGCAGCACCUCAAGAAUACGCAUGUGGCUUUGCCGGGAAGGUGGCUCAAGGCCCUGGAGAGGGCGUGUCGGAGUGCUGAGCAGGCGGUGUGAUAUAUACCUUAUACUGCCGUAAUGUGUCAUGAUUGGCCUCGUGUGUUGGACGUUUUCCUUGGAGCGGGCGUGCCGGAGUUUGGGCAUGGGAUAGAUCUUGGGAAGUUGCUGGCGACUGGACUGGAGAAUUUCCGGUAAUAUGUGAUACGACCCCAACCUUAAUCUGAGGGACUGCUGUCAAGUCCGUUAAUAUCAUCACCACAGAUCUCACCAUCACUCUGCUUCGAAAACUGCACGUUUGUCCGGCUCUGGUCCUACUGCACAGCGGCACAUCUGAACAUGAUCAAGAGGUAACAUCGUCGACUUCAAGGUCUGUACAUGGAUGAAGAGAAUAUGUACUGUCACGCUAGGUGAAGU